This is a messenger RNA of Cyclocybe aegerita, 2646 nucleotides long. NCBI's taxonomy places the organism in Eukaryota, Fungi, Basidiomycota, Agaricomycetes, Agaricales, Hemipholiotaceae. The record is from the annotation of a GenBank genome assembly.
AUGAUCCGGUCUGCGCAACUGGUGUCCUCAACAAUCAGUAUGGCGUCUUUUAAAUCGAAAUUGAAUCCUUCAUGGCCACAUUUUCUCGGUAUCUCUACCAUUCUUUUUGGUUUUGUGAUUGGAUUGGGUCAUUUGACUCUUAGUAGCUGGUCAGACCCUUUCCACUGCAACGCAUUAUUAAACGACGGGAGCUGGAUGGACGCUAACUAUCGCAACUGGCAACCAGAUGGGUGCAUGCUAUACGCGUACCCCGAAAAGGACUCCGCCGCCUGCCUGAAGUCCAAGGAACUCAUCUUCAUUGGCGACUCUGUGACUCGCACGCUCUUCUUCCAGGUUGCCCAAUCACUGGACAAAUCCCUCAAACUACCAAUAAACGACUCCAAAAAACACUCCGACCACAAACUUCAAACCAGGUACGGAACGAACCUAACAUUCGCGUGGGACCCCUUCCUGAACACCACGUAUACACACGGAAUCAUUAAUGGCGCGAAAGUGAACGAGGUGCUGCACAGGCAGAGCUCUGCUCAACGCCCUGCAAUGAUCGUUCUCGGCUCAGGAUUAUGGUACCUCCGUUAUGCUGAUUUGUCUGGUGGCAGUGCAGCCUGGAGAAGCAACAUGGAGCGUAUAUUUUCCGUAUUAAAUAAAGGUCCAAAGCCGGCUGAUGAAGUCGUUAUUCUUCCUGUGGGCCAAGUUGUACCCUCGAAGCUCUCUGCUUCCCGCGCAGCAACUAUGCACCCUUCUGACAUCGACGCUAUGAAUUCCGAGCUCUACCAUCACAUCAAUCCCCUGGCAGAACAUCCUAGACGUGGCUUGCCACCAUCCCUGCAUCUUCAUCAAACGCUCUCGCUUCCACUUGUUUUCAACAAGAUGUUGGAUGAAUCACUAACGGAGGACGGUCUUCAUUUCGCUGACAGCCUUGUCAACCUUCAAGCUAGAAUUUUGCUCAACCUCCGCUGUAACGAUAUUCUACCAAAAAAAUUCCCUUUGAGCAAGACUUGCUGUAACCGCUAUCCAAUGCCUUCCAUGUUACAAUUUGUAUUUUUGGCGGCAGUCCUUCUCUCAGGUCCUUAUUUCCUCUAUACAACCUACAAAUCAGGAAUGGGUGGCGUGACUAUUUCUGCUGCUCUAGCCAACCAGCAUGCCCUUCCUGCGUUGAUCAUUAGCGCAUCCAUCGCCCUGAUUUACACUGCCGAUCGAACUGACUUGUGGGUCAAGGAGCAAAAACAGUUCAAUCCAUGGACUUUCGGAUUUCUGUGCAUUUCAUCACUGGGCAUAGGACUGGUCACAGUGAGACGAGGAGACAAGGAUUUGGGAUACCUGAAUCGCGACCAGACAGAUGAAUGGAAAGGUUGGAUGCAAAUUGCCAUCCUCGUUUAUCAUUACUUCGGGGCCUCGAAGAUUUCAGGGAUCUACAACCCAAUCCGCGUCUUGGUUGCGUCAUACUUGUUUAUGACUGGCUAUGGGCACGCGACUUUCUACAUCAAAAAGGCAGAUUUCGGCUUUUUUAGGAUAGCCCAAGUCCUAGUACGGCUGAAUUUCUACACCAUCCUCCUCGCCUACACCAUGAACACCGACUACAUAUCCUACUAUUUCACCCCGCUCGUGUCGAUGUGGUAUCUUGUGGUUUACAUCACCAUGGUCAUUGGUGCUCGAUUUAAUGACCGCACCUCUCUCCUCAUAGGCAAGAUUCUACUAUCUGCUGCUUUUAUGACCUGGUUCAUGAAUGAGAGCUGGGUGUUAGAGGGUGUCUUCAACGUUCUUCGCCGAUUUUGCGGCAUCCAUUGGUCAGCGCGCGAAUGGUCCUUCAGGGUGAACCUUGACCUGUGGAUCGUCCAUGUGGGCAUGUUGACUGCGAUUGCUGUCAUCAAAUUCCGCGAAUACCGCCUGGGAGAUCAUCUACGUUGGCCACUAGUCCUCAAGCUGUCCAUCGUCGCGUCAGCAUUGAUUUUGAUAUGGUUCUUUGCAUUUGAACUGUAUCAAGAAUCCAAAUUCACAUACAACACCUGGCACCCCUACAUUUCCUUCCUACCUGUCCUCGCCUUCACUAUCCUCCGAAAUUCAAGUGUCAUUUUGCGGUCUUCGAGUUCUCGAGCGUUCGCCUUCCUCGGCAAAUGCUCCUUGGAGACAUUUAUCGUUCAGUACCACUUUUGGCUGGCUGGAGACAGCAAAGGUGUCUUGCUUGCCCUUCCGGGUACCCAAUGGCGGCCUAUCAACUUCGUCAUCACCUCUAUCAUGUUCGUCUACCUCUGCGAUCGCAUUGCGUACGCCACCGGCGAAAUCACGAACCGAAUAUGUGGGGUCAGAAUACGAGAGCUGCCUCAGCUGCCUCCACCUGUAACUGCGCCACCAAGCAAUGCUGCACCUCAAGAUGUCGAUGGCCAAGAGGUGACGAUCAACCUCGCGCCGCUACACGGACGCAAGGACGGCGCAGGAAACCCGCUGCCAAUGGAGCCUGACACACCCAUCCGUCCAAGACGGUGGGUCGAUCGCUUAGCGGAGGACAGUCCAUCGCAACCAUCUGCCCUCCAGUCGUGGUUCGCAGAAAGUGGAGGAGCCCUCCGUGUAAAUGCCAGAUUGCUCAUUUUCAUGGCCGUCCUCUGGUUAUUCAACAUUUUCUGGCCAUACCCUUACAACACCACCUCGUAG